GUCUGAGCAGCGAAGAUCGCGGCAGCCCUGAGCCAAUCAGCCGGCGAGCGCCGCGCCUCUCCAGUCUUUAAUUGGCUGGCGCUCCCGGCCGGUGAGUGCAGCUGAUACCGGGAGCCAGCUGGGGCCACAGGGGGAACAGAGACCGAGAGGAGAGGCAGGGACACAGGGGCGAGAGGCAGUGAGGAGCAGCAGCCAGUGAUUAUCUUCCUGUGUCUGCACCAAUCAGGAGCCGCAGCCCAUUGAGAUUCCCAGGCUGCUCCCAGGAGGAACAAAAAAGAGAGAGAGAGAGACAGAGAGAAUCAGAGUCACAGGGAGAAGGGACGGAAGUGCUCUUUUCUUUGGAGCGGCACAGCUCUCCCGUUCUCACAUUUUGCUCAGACGUGCUGUGUGAAAAACAGAUGGACAAGAUGAACCACAGCUCGGCUGAGGCAGAGGCUGAAACCAUAGAACCGUUACGUUACCUCAGUAAAGGGGAGGCGGCUGCCAUCGAGACAGAGCUACUGAGGGACUACAGGUUCGGACAACAGCAGCUGGUAGAGAUCUGGGGACAAGCGUGCGCUCUCGCCAUCACCAAGGCCUACCCUCUCAGCUCCCUAGCGAAGAAGCAGCCAACAGUGCUGGUGAUCUGUGGUCCGGAACAAAAUGGCUCCAUCGGCCUUGUGUGUGCCCGACACCUCCGCAUGUUUGAAUACGAGCCCACCAUCUACCACCCAAAACGCUCCCCUCACAGUCUACACCAGGAUUUCACAGUUCAGUGUGAAAAGAUGGACAUCCCAUUCCUUUCCUACCUCCCCACAGAGGUGCAGCUCAUAAACGACGCCUACAACCUGGUGAUUGAUGCCAUGCUGGGCCCAGAGGCAGACUGUGCCAACAUUAAGGAGCCUUACCCUGGCAUUCUGGUCACCCUGAAGCAGGUCAAGAUCCCCAUUGUCAGCGUGGAUGUGCCUUCAGGUUGGGAUGUAGAAGAACCAAGUCAGGACGGGAUAAACCCAGACGUUCUCAUCUCACUUACAGCACCAAAGAAGUGCGCCGCGGGUUUCUCAGGGAAGCAUUUCUUGGCCGGACGCUUCCUGCCCUAUGACAUCCAGAAAAAAUACGAUCUUAACCUCCCAGACUACCCCGGCACAGACUGUCUCAUAGAAUUGUAACACAUGGCAAAACGUGAGAGCCAAGAGUGGCCACACCUCAUUUUGAAGAACGUACAGUUGAUCAAUUAUAUCGUUUUGUAUUUUAUAGGUUGUUGAUUUAGUGAUCUAAUGUUACAAUCUCAGUUGUGCAAAACAGGCUGCAUCUUGGCCAAAAUGUGCUGUUGAGCUACAGUAGAAGGAUUAUAUUUAGAAACUGUGGUAUGAGUCAUGUCUUUUUAGGGAACGGCAUGAGGAAAUUUGGUGUCUGUCAACUCGUAAAAGCUGUAGCAUUACACUGUUUUCUGAUUACUUCGCAAAAGACGGAAAAAGUCUUUUUUCCACAGUCAUCAAGGGAAGAUUAAUUUUCUAGGAUGCCAAUAACUGGAAAUUUUAUUUCAAACAUGAAUGCUCAUGUUCAAGCAUCUUAAGCUCAUAUGUUUAGGAAGUGUGCUGCUGAGAGGAGCUGGUGUAGGUUGGUCAGUCUGCACUUCUUACUAUUAAUUGACUACUCUUGUUUCAGUUACGUCAUUCGCUGGUUCAAAAGGUUUCUCGUCGUCCAACAAAUAAAAAAAAAGGUUCAAUUUAAAGAACGCUUAA
This is a messenger RNA of Scophthalmus maximus (turbot), 1724 nucleotides long. RefSeq names its product YjeF N-terminal domain containing 3 (gene yjefn3). The transcript has 6 exons. Gene Ontology annotation, molecular function: NAD(P)HX epimerase activity. Gene Ontology annotation, cellular component: mitochondrion. The record is from RefSeq and is a predicted model, not a curated record. The coding region runs from base 399 to 1148 and encodes 249 amino acids. Lineage: Eukaryota; Metazoa; Chordata; Actinopteri; Pleuronectiformes; Scophthalmidae.